AUGUUCGACAAUGCUAUGGAAGCUGAAGAAAUAUCUGAUGUCUGUGAUAAUUAUCUUCUGUGUGUGUCUGAAAGCAAAGACAGUUUAAGAAAUAAGAGCCAGGAAAAUGUUGUCAUAGGCAUAGUGGUAAGUAACCUUGAAUAUUUUCUGUAGCCUUUUAUACUCUUUGAGAUGCAUGGGUUUCUGCUUUAAUAGCAGUUCACCUCCAUAUGUGUAAAUAAGUAUUUAGUUUUUAUUAUCUUUACUUUUUUUUAGGCGGCUCAGCCUACUACAGGAGAAGUUAUUUAUGACAGUUUUCAAGAUUCUGUAGGCCGUAUAGAGUUGGAAAGUCUAAUUUUACGCCUGCAGCCUGUUGAGAUUAUUCUUCCUGCAGAUGUGUCAGAUCAAACUGAAAAACUUAUCAAUACUGUGACUUCUGUAAGGUACGCUUCUAUGUAACAGAUACAUUUGAUAUUUUUAUUUGGACACUGGUACCAGGCCUUGAGCUAGACCAAGGCAACAAUGGGAAGAAAAACUGAACUGGAAGCCUUGGACAAGUGAAAAUAUACUAAGUUAAAAAUAAAUGGAAAUGAUUUGUCUUGUCUUCAGUGGCAAACUGCAGCUGCUGUAGCAGUUGGGUUCACUGUAGUCAUUGUCCAAAUAAUCUUUUAUUAAGUUUUCCUUUUUUUCCUUUGUUACAAUCAAAUAAAAUCAUGUCAUCACAUACAUCUUUGCUCAAACUGAGCAUCGACUUCCCCUCCCACUCCCUGCCUUCCAUAGAUAUUCACAUUCAUCUUAGCAUUUUUAUAUUCCCCUAUUUACCUUCUUUCUGUGCUUAAAAAAAAAUUAACUGAUAUUUGCAAACAGGUGUCAAGUCUUAACCUUACAAAAUAUUUUAAGUCAGUCCUGCAAACGUUUUCAAAUGUUUACAGUGUUCCUUCAUAUAUUGUAAAAAUUUACUCCAGUCCUUUUCAAACAGUUCGUCACGCUGGUUUCAGAUUUCCCCCGUCAGCUUCGCCAGUUCUGCUUAUUCAAUCAUCUUAGUCUGCUAUUCUUCCAAUGUUAGAAGUUCCUGCUGCUUCCAUUUCUGGGCUAAAAGUGUUCUCGCCGCAGUGGUAGCAUACAUAAAUAUGUUUAUGUCUUUUGGGGGAAUUUUUUCUCCUGUUAUACCCAGUAAGAAAGCUUCUGGUUUUUUGCUAAAAGUAUUUUAAAAAACCUUUUUCAAUUCGUUAUAUAUCAUAUCCCAGUAGGCUUUGGUCUUAGUACAUGUCCACCACAUAUGAAAGAAAUUCCCUUCCUUCUCCUUGCAUUUCCAACAUACCUUAUCUUGAGUUGGGCUCACUGUAGUCAAGCGACAGCAAUGGGUUUGGGGUUCCACAGGAUCUUGGGCUGGCUCAGCCCCUCCCUUCCCCUCCCAGAAUGCCAUGUAUUGGAGUUUCUGCAAGCUUCUGCUUGUGCCAUUGGGUGCUACUUCAAUCAGCCCAGGUGGAAAGGGAGCUCAAGGCUGAAAAAGUGAUCAUUCUGUGAGUACAGGUCAGCAGAGUUGUUUUGGACUCAGCAGAAGGAAACUUCCAUCCCAUCCAACGCCCACCAAGUGUGACGGAUUGGGUGCAUCAGUGGUUGCCUUAAUCUUGUUCAUGGUUGCAUCCUUUAGUUCAGAAGCUGUCGUUUGUGUCUAAUUCUCAGUGGUUUGGAAGUGGGUUUGUGAAGCACAAAAAUAAUCUGCAUAUUCUUUAGUGAUAAUGCUGUCUUAUUUUCAUGUUAUAUGUGUAUUAUUUGCAUACUGGUAACCUCUAGCAAUUGAAUUACAAAUUAUUUUCUUCAUAGGCUAAAUGUGCUAUAAUUCAGUUCAGAGUCUUUUUGUUGUUUGGUAUUUAUUUUACAUCUUUCUUAAUAGUAAUAAUGUGUGUUCCUUAUUAAUACUGAUGCUUGAUACUUUACAAUGAUUUCUUUCUGUCAUCCAUCUGGAUCACUAAAUGAUCUGUGAAGUGGGCUUAGGACUGCAGCACUUGGUGAUGGAAGUAGAAUGACUUUUUAUGCUUAUGAAGUAUAUUAUUGGAAGAUGCAUUAAAGCAUGUGUGCGCCUGAAUAAUUUGUGGCGAUCACUAUGGGAAUGAGUACACUAUGAAUUUGAGUCAGUUUUCUAAUCUGCUACAGGCAUAGGUACUAAAUCUAUUAAAGAAUUUUAAAAGCCAUUGUUUAUUUUGUUCUAAUAGCUGUGAAUAAUUUGAUACUAACAGAUGGUGGCCUGCUGUUUAAAAAUUAGUCUGUUGCAUUCAGGAGUGCCAGUUAAUGUAGCUGUGAGAUGAAAUCCACUUUUCCUUAGUUUUCACUUUUCCCUGGUUUUAGCAGUUAGGAGCACCUACGCAUUCACUGUUCUGUGUUUGGUAAUCACUGUUUGCAUCAUGUUCUAACCUUCCAUACCUUUUCUUAAAAAAAAUUAAUGUUUUAAAAUAAUUGUUUUAAAUUAAAAUGUAAGAAUAAAUUUUGACAUUUCCUUUCUGCCUUUGAGAUGACUUCCAUAUAGAUUUAGAUGUGUUCCUAGUGAAGGAAGUGCAGCAGCAGAGGCAGAGCAUGAUGUGUGACUGUAUGGGUUCACUGGAUGUAUCUGCAUCUUUCCCUCCCCUUCAAGCAUAUAGUUAACGUUCAAUGAAUACUCAAUACUAAUUAAUGAAUGAAACUGAUUUUUAUAAUCAGUUGUCUGAUGUUUAUAAACUUAUGGCUUCUGUUAAAUUAUAUUAAAGUUUUAACAUUACAAACCUGUGUUAUCUGAUAAGCUCCUUAACUGAUAGCAGCUAGAUUUUUUUCAUCUCUAGUAGCCCGUAGGAAGGAGUAUUAAUAGACCAACUUUCAAGGCUAAAUGGAUGUAAUUAGGAAUUCAAAAUCACCACCCAAAUGCUAUAGUGUUUUGAACAGAAAAGUUACAUAACAAACUGGUUUACCAUGAUAAACUCUUUGCCACUAGAGGGUCCUAUAGGGUUUCAUAUUCAUCAAUGCACUCCAUAACUCUCGUUCUUUUUCUAAAUAUUUUCUAUAGGAACAAUCCCUUCAAAAUUAAGACAUUAUUAAGUCACUGGUUUCAACUGAGGAAAUGUAAACAUUUGUUUAUAUACAGUAAGGAUUACUAGCUUACCCUUUCAAAACUUUCCAAAAUGUCUUAGACAACAUAAUAAAAAAAAGUAUUAUAAAAAUAUGCAAAUAAAAGUAGUUUUCAAAAUAGCAUACAGUUAAAGAGAUAAAACUCCCAUUUAAAAUGCUAGGGAAAAGUAUAUUACUUACUUACUUACUUAAUUAAUUAAUUAAUUACUUUUACACCCCACCUUUCCUCUGAGGAUUCCAAGGUUAUGAACAUGAUUACGUAUACCCACCCACACAACAAGUCUAGGAGGUAGGUUUGAUUGAGAGGCAGUGACUGGCUGAAGGUCACCCAAUGAAUUUCAUGGCUGAAGAUAUUUUAAUAUUGGUCUUCCAUGUCAUAGUCUGACACUCUUAUACCACACUGGCUCUUUGUAUGCAAAGUUCCAUAUCUUGAGGAUAAAAUCAUAAAAUUGUACAGCUGGAAGGAACCACGAGAGUCAUCUAGUUUUGGUCAAAUCUUGAUGUAGAAUUGCUUGGAGCAAUGGAAGUGGGAUUACAAUCAGUGGCAUUUUCAUGGGUCAUUUUAUUUGAUGAUAUAAACAUACCUUCUUUUUUUAUGUGUCUGGGGCAUUAACUUUCUUAGGGGGUUGCUUCCCCAGGUUAUUAUCCUUUGCUAAUCUUCUUUUCUAACUCUGGUAACAACUAAAUGUAUGAUGAAUCCAACUUACUCUUCCACAAGUCAAAGACUAGGUUAUUGUAAUUAAAAUGGUUAAAGUAACUUAAUGAUUUUUACUCUCAAUGAAUCUUCUAGGUCAGAUGAUAAACCAUAAUUUUAGCUGCCAGAGAAAUUAACCUCCUAAACCUGCUCCUUCUGGAGAGCUACUUUCAAAAGUAUGUAUUGUUUUUUGAUAAUGUGCUUCACCAUACCUAGUUGGGAAUAACUUCAAUAUGUUCUGAGUGCAAGAAGCCUAUGUGAUUUAAAGUUAGUAGAAGGUUCUUUUGCUCAAUCUAAGGUUUAUCCCCUUUUUAAUCCAUUUCAAACUCUUUCCUCUAAAUAGCCUUUCCUCUUAAGUGCUGGCAGUGACUACUCUCACUGCCUUGUUUGUUACUUUUGUGUCCAAGGCCUGUCUUGUUGCAGCAUAUCCACGAUGAUUGGAUGUCAGUGAAUCUCAGCAUCAAUUAUUUGUCUGAGAGUCUCUUAAUUUGGUUUGCAUUUGCACAUUCUGCUGUAACCCUGUUUCAGCCUUCAGGGCAACCCUGUGUUAACGACAGCAUCCUCUAUUUCAGUGACCUGAAAUCGUCUAGCCUCCUCAAGAUCUGUUUUUUAUAAUGUAGGUACAAUACUACAGUUGACAUGAGCAUCAGGCCAUUCAGCAUUGCUACAAGCACUGCAUAUUAAUUGUUAGGUAUAUGUCUUUCCUAUUGCUCUAAAAUGUAGGAAAUGUUCUAAUGCAACUCACUUGCAGUAAUUAUCUGUGGUCCAUGCUUUGCCUGUGUAAUGUUCUGCCAGUAUUUAGGUACCACCCAUACUCAAGCAAGGAUUGACUUGCUAACAGUAGGUUGUAUGUGUGUGAGAGAGAGAAUGUAUCCUGUAGGGUGGAGCAUUUUCUACUGCUAUGUUUUUCCAUGGAAACAAUCAUUGUUUUGUAAAAUUAGUAAAAGUAUAAUGAAUGCCAGUUAAAUUCGGAAGUUUCAAAAUUGUAAUUACCUUUCUUUAGGUGUCUGGUUUUUUUGAAGCAUACAUGUAUUUCUAGUAAAAAAUAAAUACAUAGUUUGGGGGGAGAUGUUUAAAUCAGUAUAUUAGCAGUUUUCAGUCCCUUUUUUCUCAGGAUUUUAACAGUAUUAUUUGUAUUAGUAUUAUUUCUUCAAUUUAUUACACAGCCUUCACCAUCAGGUCCCAGGGUGGGUUACAACAAUUAAAAUUCAACAGUAAAAACAGUUGAAACAUCUUGUAGUUAAAGGAAUAGGUUUGGAUCUGAAAACACACAUUUCAGGUGUAAAAGGCUAUGGAAAAGAGUUGUGUCUUCACCAUAUGGUGAAAACUGUAUAAUGAAGGUAUCAUACACACAUCUGUGGAGAUGAAAUUUCAUAGCUUAGGAGAGUGUUCUCUUCCUGGGCCCCACUCUCUGAACGUCUGAGGAUGGUGGAACUGCUAAGAGGUCCCCCUCUGUUGCUUUUAACAUGUGAGAGAUUCUGUGUACAAGGAGGUAGUCUUAUGUGGGGCCUAAGUCAUAGAGUUUUAAGUCAUUUGGGGCCCCAGAAGCAAGUUAUGCUCAAAAACAGGUUAUAUAAUGAAGUGGAUACUACAAGUAGUCAUUUAUUAAAAUAUUGACAGGUGUUCCUAUGAAAAAAUAUAGCUUUGGUGUACAAGUUACCGAUUUCCUUCUAAAACCAACUAUUUCAGUUCAACAUCCAACUACUUUUGGCUAUUGGGAAAACCUUAGAAUGGAGAUAUCCAAUGUUGUGCCCUCCCAGAUGUAAUGGGGGCUGCAGCUUCCCUUAUCCUUAACUGUUGGCUCCGCUGGCGAAAGUGGAGAGCACCAUGUUAGGUACUACUGCUUUAAAGAUAUUAAUAGAGCAUGUAAAAUUGAUAUGGCAAAUAUAAAUGAUAAAUCUGAUCCUAAUUGCUAAGAGCACUGGGAAUAAAACUUUCCCAGGAAAUUUGUUUUUUCAUAAUUUUGGGGGAAACUGUCUUGCUGGAUAUUAACUGAUAUUAAUAUUGUAGUCUUAAACUGUUGUAACCUACCCUAAGAUGUCAUGGUGAAGGGCAGGCAAAAAAAUCUAAUGAAUGAUAUUUCAAUGUGUGCAUAAUAUAAUAGGAAUAAGACAACUCAGGCCAUUGGGAAAACAAAUUACUCUAUUUUGGAUCUCCCUGGUUCUUGGCAUUGAAAUUUUCCUAACUUUCUGACUUAGCUUUGCAUUUAACUGAAUUGUUGGCCCUAUAGUUUUUCUGCGUUAUAGGAGAAACUGAUACCAAUAAGUUAAAUUUCCAGUAUCUAGCCGAGAUAUCAAAGUAGUACUUUCAGCUAAAUGCGAAUUAUCGCUCAUAGGUGGGACAUUUAUUUUUCUUUAUUCUCUAUCCCCUCCAUAGUGCUCAUGUGUUAUCUCUCUUUCUACUCUCAUUGUCAAGACUAUUUAUUUGGAGGUGACACAGGAAGCAGGCAGAUAAACAGAUUAUUCCAGAUAGUGUAGGGCUCAGGCUUCAGUCCUAUACAUAGGAGUAAAUCCCAGUGAAAUUGGUGGAACUUAUUGCUGAGUAGACAUUGCAGUGUAAGUAUACAAAUGAUUGAGAAGCCAGGCCAGAUGCUGUAUAAGACCAGAUUAUACCAGUUGUCCCACACUGAUCCAGUAACAACAGUACUACUUUCUGGCUAUCUCAGGCUUUCAUUCUAAAAGGUAUGACACAAAAGGAAAAGAAAUUGGGAAGUAUGAAGGGGGAAAAGCAAACUCUGGCACUGUUUCCUAGCUGUAAAGUUUGUGCAAUGAUCAGUGGGAAUGGAAAGAUUUCAAGGAGAGAAGCCAAAAGUGGCUGGUCUUUCAACACAGCAGAUGUGGAGUCCCUGCAGUCCUAUCUCUCCUUUUAUGUGUCUAAUGGAAUGGCUGCUAUCGAUGGCUUCUGGAGAGGAAGUCUGAUGAAGCCAGUGUUUUGCAGAGCAGGUGAAGAGGCCCUGCAGCCUCAUCUCUAAAUUUUUCUCUUGCAGCCCAAGGUAGUGAACAAAGUGUCCAGGUCAUGCUGCUAGAGUCCCUAGUUUGUGUCUCCUGCGUAGUACUGUAAUGAGAAGGCAGUGAGUACAAGGCACAAAGUAACUCUUGUUGUAGUUGUCUUUUUUCCCCCUUCGGGAAUCUUUAUUUGUGAUUUCCCAGUUUUUAAAAAAUAAUAGUAGACUUGCAGUGACAAAAUCUGCAGCAGUCCUCCACUUCUGUUUACCAGUGCCUUGAAAAGUCACUAAUACAGAAAUGGAAAGGAGGAAUUAUCUGUUAAUGGCCUCACAAUGCAAUAUCCUAAUUGCUGAGAUAAGGAUAUACAAGUGUAUUACUGGCAGUUGGAUAACUCUGUUCUACCUGUGUCAGGAGAUAACAUCGCUCAAACUAGCAAACCUUCAGUUUGUGUGUGGCUGCCCUGUGUGAUGAGCAACUGAACUUCAUGCUAAGGCAUCUGCCUAAGGUGUAUCUUCAAGUCCAGAACUGAUCCUGCCCUCCGAGACUGGUUUUUAGAUACUCUUGAACAGGAAUGACUAUAAGAAUACUUUCUGUUCGAAUUAAAUUUUGUCCAAGCAAUCUCCUAAUCAUGGCUGGACAGGGCUAUGCAUUUACCAAGCCCAAUUAUUAAGAAUAUAAGAGUCCCACUGGAUGUGACUGAUGGCCCAUUUAUCCCAGCAUCCUUUUCUCACAGUGAUCAAACAGAUGCCUAUGAAAAAGUUGAAGGAGGACAUCAGUCCAAAAGCACUCUCUCCACUUGUGAUGAAGCUGUAUCCCAGUUUCCCAGCAUAGGUACACAGAGACAUACUGAAGGUGGACCAUUACUAUCAUGCCUGUGUUUUGUCUGUGACUGUCAAGCACCCCUUGAUCCAUUUUCCAGAAUUCACUAAAAUAACUUAUUAGCAGUGUGUACACAGUAAUUCUUCUAACCCUUAAUAUUGGAAAUGAGGUGACUUAAAGAAAAGCUUUUUAAUAAAAGAAGAAUCUGAUCAGUUAUUUAAAUACCUAAAAUUCAGAUUUGUAGCCGUAAUUGAUGUGAAUUUAACUUUUAAUUUUCUAGAGGACUGGAAAGGUCUGGCCUCCUACCAGAGGGAGUUAUUUAACAAGCUAUAGCAAUUUAAAUACGUGGUAAAGUAGGGUGGAGAACUGCAUCUGGCUGGCAGGCCAGAUGGUUAUUUCCCCCACCCCUUGUGGGUCAAGUUUGACAGUGACAUUGGGUGAUCUUUUUUGCUUGCAUGGGUCUCCAAAAGCCCCUUGCAAAGAUCUGCAAUGUAGCACUUUUCAGGAGACUUAGCAAGACACAACAACUAGCUGAUCAUCGUAGCCCCUUGCAAAAUGCUAUGUUGCCAUAGGGUUUUGCAGGCAGUGCCAGAGAAAACCCCUUUUGGCUGAGCCAAGUUUUUACCUGCCCCAUACCUGAUACUAUAUAUGAUAUAAGGUGUAAGAUAGGAGGGCUUGGCUUAAAUGGCCUUACAUGCCCAAAGGGAAGGCCUGGUGGGCCUAAUUUCCUGCACCUUUUGUAAAGUGUAAUAUAUAUGCAGACUGUGCACAAGGAGAGAAAUUGCUAUGACUGACUAAUUUCAUGGUUCACUCUUGGUGCAUUUUGCAGAUAUCUUAAUGUAUGCUUUGUUGGUCUGGAGUAUGCCCUAUCCAAAUUUACUAGGGCUAUUUGCAUUCAUCUGGUAUAUCAUACAAUGUGGUUAGACAAUAUAUAUGUGCUGGACUGCAUAUUUCUCAUGCAGUGUUUUCCCCACCCUUUAAGAACACUAGCAGUGGAAAUAUUGCUGUAACUGCUGGACGCUUCUGUUUCUUUCUUUCUUUCUUUCUUUCUUUCUUUCUUUCUUUCUUUCUCAUUCCCUAUUAAAUUCCACUGACAAUGCAAACAUGUGCUUCCUAUAUCCCUGCCCUGGCCUCAUCUGAACAUAUGCAACUGCUGGCACUUCACUAGUUGUGACUAGAUUAGGCUUCAGAGUUGCUGAUACUGGCAUUGAAAGAGCUGCUUACAGGAGCCCAUGAUGCUGAACUUGCUUCCAGAUUCCAGAUUCAGAAUUGAUGGUUAUGCAUGUAUGACUAUAAAACAAGAAUGGAAAGUAUGAUCUGUUAUUUGGCUUCACAGAAAAUUGAAAAAAUGAAUAGAGAUGAGCUUUAAAUUUUUUUUAGCUGACUUUGAUUUCAUUUAAACAUCAUUUACCUCUACUUCUGUUUGAAACCAUUAUUACCCGGGAAGCGGGGGGGGGGGGUCCUAAAAAGCAAUACUGACAGCUAACAACUUUUGUUUAUGGUCUUCAGUCCUCACAAAAAUAUUUUAAUGAAACCUCCAUAUAUGAAUGUAGUAUAUGGGACUGAAAUUGUUUCAGAACUACUUCUGAAGCAGGUAGGCACACAGUAAAUGUGUUAAGUAAGAGAUAGUAAGAGAUAGUGUUUCUCCAUUGAAUAUGAUGCAGUAUAGCAUUCAUAAAACACUUUUAUAUCAUCUUCACUUAAAAACAUUCUCGUGCUGUCAGUGUUGGUCAGCAGACAGCCAUGCAUGGUCCCAGUUAGAUUGCGAUCAUGUUUAGAUGAAGAACUGGGGCAGAUUCAAAGGAGAGUUGUUGCGGAGUCAGAGUUAUUGCAGGCCAAGAUCUGAGCCAGCAGACAUUCUUAGCAGGCUAAGGUGGGCAGAGAAAAAGGAGGAAUAGACAUUAUGACAGUCAAAGAAGCAAAGUUAGGGAGUGACAGAACCAAGGCGAGAGUUGCCUUGUUGCACAUGCAAAUACUUACUGCAAGCUAGGAGCAUUUAUGGUCUGUCCAGGAAGAACCAAUGGACUGUUUAGGGAUGGAACCAUUCUGCAGGCUAUGUAAUAAUAAAUUAUUAUAUUAUUAUAUAGGAAAGCAAUAUUUGUAUUUUCUUCCUACACUCUUAAUCCCCAUUGUUUGCCGUCAAGGGCAAUAGAAGACCAAGGAGGAGCGCUCUAGUUCAAGAUUUAGUUGAACCUUACACUAAGUUUUUAUGUGGUUUAAGGUUUUAAAGGAGUUGAUAGCAGAAGGGAUAAUAGUGGUUCAUUGCAUUGGUCAUAUAGUUUCUUUGAGAUGUACACAUUUUUAUAAUCUGGGUAAGAUUUAGUCUGAUCAGUUAGGUCUGUUUUAUUUUUCAACCUGUAGAGAACAUCUGUAGAUAGUAGUUUUGUUAAGAUUUGGAAGUAUAUUAGUAGUCUGACUCCCUCAGGAGGUUGCUGACUCUCCUUUUUUGGGAGUAUUUAAAGCAGAGGUUGGAUGGCCAUCUGUCAUGUAUGAUCUAGUUGAGAUUCUUGCAUUGCAGGGGUUUACAAGAUGAUCCUUGGGGUCCCUGACAACUCUACAGUUCUGUUUCUAUAUGAAUGACAAGCUAGGUUUAAAUUUUCAUUUUUAAAAGCAUUGUUUGGAGUGACAUGAAACAUGUAAACAAAACCCCCUUGCAGUACAUAAAGAUCAUUUUAUUGCGCACAUAAAAUCUCAUUUUCACUCUCACACAAUGUGUCUUUAGAUAAACAGAAUAAUUGAAGAAUAUGAUUUCUAUGACUUCUGAUAAAGAAAAUGUAAGACACAUAUAGCAUUUUCAUAAAUCUGCCAGGAAAGCUUAACAUAAUUAAUUGAAAAAUAGAGCAGGGCAUUUCCCUUACCCUAAUGACUUCUUAAAUCCACACCAGCUUAUCAAAGAAAGCAUUAAUUAGAGUAAUUGCAGAGCCAGCUGUCUAUUGCUUGCUGUCCAGUACCUUCUGUUGAGGAAACCACAAAACUCACAGUAAGGUUUUUUUUUUUAGAUAACUAAUUAAAACUCUUGUGUGUUGCAAACUGACAAUGUAACCUUUUGGAUUACAUUGCACAUCCUACUCUGGCUGCAUAUUUGAAAGUUCACACAUACGGGUUUUUCUUAUGCAGAAUGGGGAGUGGCUACAUUGCUAGUGUAGUGCUUUUAAAACAUGUUACCACUUGAUUCAUGGUGCAAGUUCAUGUCCAGGACAUGAUAUUGUUACAUCAUGCAGAAAGAAGGUGUGGUAAAGCUAGAGUGAAGUUGCCAUUUUCAUAUUCAUAAAAGUAAAAUUUGAGUGUUAAACAAUGCCAUGGCAUUUGUUUAAGUAAGGGUAGCUAGCUCUUUGCAUUCCAUGAAUUUUUGAAGGUGUUAAUGGUACAGUUACAAACUUAUUAUGUAUCUGGGUGUUUUGGAGAAGGUUCAUGAUGAUAAUGAAGGAUGGUGGUGCUUCUGAUUAAUGGGCUGCUACAGACUCUAGUUGUGUUGCUUGUUCAGUCCAUUAUUCACUUUCAUUUGUUGCUAAGCAGUCGCUGGCUGCACAAAGGUUGUAUGUGCUAUGCAGAUCAUGUGUAUUGUCCAACUGUUUAACCACAUAUUUGCAUCUUUCUACUUGCAGUUUUACAGAGUUAGGACCAAUCUGUUAUCAAAUUAACAAUCUAGAAGUUUAGAAGAAAAUUAUCAGUCUGAUUGAUUAGAAUAGUCCUUCCUUGAGUUCCUCAUCUACAAAGUAGGAAUAGCAUAUUACUCUAUUGUACUGUUGUAUUAUUCCUUUGCAAAGUUGGAAUUAAAGUGGAAGCAAAUCCAUAGUUGUUGUUUUUUAAUUUUUGCAAACCUUCAUGUUCCCUUGAGCUUGCUGAUUCCUCCCUCUUGUGUGCAUUCGUGUGUGGUAGAUUGAGAUCACUACUAGUGUAUACAAGUAGGGCCUUGAAGCAAAAUUUUGUAGUGUGAAGUAUUUCUGUUCAGGGUUCUAGCCAUUUCAUUUCCCCUCCCCAUGAUGUUCCUUUCCAACAGUCAGUCAGCAUCCUGUGCCCCCUGAGCACUCCUGCGCACUUUGGGGCUACCUUGAGUUUGUUGAUACCCCCUUCUCAUGAGUGUAUGGCAUAGUUUUGACUACUAGCUGUGGGCUCACUGUCUCUGGAAGAUCAUAAAUAGAAUAAAAGAGAGAAUGUACUGGGAUCUCUCAUAAUGAGAAAGAGUAAUCUCUUGCUUUCUCCCCUCCUUUUUUUUUUUUUGUCAGAUAGCACCAGUAUUUGGUUGGCUGUAUGGGAGAGGGACAUAAAUAUUUACAGCAUCCUCAGUCUAAACACUAGACACAUUCCUAAGUCACCCUUCUGGUCGCAGCAAGUAGGAGGCCCUAGCUAAGGUGAGGUCCUUCAAGGAUCACAUGACUUCAGUGUUAUAAACUGCAUACUCGUUUUUUAAAACGGGCAGUUCUUUUAUGGCAGGGCAGAGGAGCUAAUUUCAGAGCCACAAACGUUCCAAGAUAGCCCUGGUUGCUAAUUAGUCCUUCAGCUAGGUUUAUGCAUAGCUCCUGUGUUCUAGCUGGAACAGUAUUUAGAACUCCAGGAACAUACAUGUUUCGGAUGUUUUAAGUCCCUGAAUUCCCUUACCAUGUUUUAAUUGGAUUUUUGGCACUUACUGGCAACACUGUGUACCAUAUUUUUCGCCCUAUAGAACACACUGUCCCAUAAGGCACACCUAGUUUUUUGGGGGGGAAAUAAAGGGAAAUUUUUUUAUUUCCCCCCCAGGUGCGGGGCUGGGGCGGGGGAAGCCAGAGCUUCCCCCGACCCCAGCCCCCAGAACAGGCAACUCUCCGCAAGCCGCGGGAUUCCAGCGCCGGUUUCCCGCGCCUUGCGGAGAGCCGCACGAAGUCUGGGCGCGCUGAGCUCAGCGCGCCCAGCCUUCGGCAUGCAGGCAAGUCUCCGUAAGGCGUGGGAGCCCAGCGCCGGGUUCCCGCGCCUUGCGGAGAUCUGCGGGAAGCCUGGAGAGCGAGAGGGGUCGGUGCGCACCGACCCUCUCGCUCUCCAGGCUUCAGCGAAUGCCUGCAUUCGCCACAUAGGAUGCACACACAUUUCCCCUUCAUUUUUGGAGGGGGAAAAAGUGCGUCCUAUGGGGCGAAAAAUACGGUAUUUGUGUCUGCGCGUGUGCGCAUGCUGCUUAGUAUGGGAAAACUCCUACCCUUCAACUGUGUGAACACACCCAACUCCCUAAAAUGUAGGAUUAGAAUCAGUGCUGGCCAGAAGGCAAGAAUGUGUCUUGGCACCAUUUAUUUUAUAAAUUAAACAUGGGACUUUCAUCACAAUUCUGUGGGAAUGAAUUAGGUAGCAAAAUGUUAAACCUGUCCUGAACCUAGAAAAAUACAGGUUAUCAAUCCAGCUAACUAAAUAAAGGGCACAAUUAAUGCCAUUCUUCUGGAUUUAUUAAUGCUUCAGGGCUUAGCUAGGGAAAAUGCAGUAGCAACUGAAAUGGGAAGACAGAGCUUUGAAACCACUCUAAAAUCUAAUUUGUUGAGUUACAAAGUGAUUUGAUCAACCUGUGCAAUGAGAAAAGGGCACACUUUAAAAAUCAAAUUUAUUUUCAAAGUUUCGCUUAAUGAAAUAGUCCUGCGUCUUGAUGUGUUUGCAAACAAGACAAAUAGAUUUUCUGAUAUUGUGAGUUUUCUUUCAGUUAUUUUUGUAAGAGUACAGCAAAAUUAAACAUACUUCUUAUUUCCAGUUUACAGGAUGACAGAAUUAGGGUAGAGAGGAUGGAAAACAAGCAUUUUGAGUACAGCAAUGCUUUCCAACUGAUUACAAACUUCUAUGGAGAUCGAGUACUUGAUAGUAAAGGUAACUGAUUCAGAAAUACACUGAAAUUUGUCUGAAUAGUUUUCAUUUGUAUUAAAUAGGUUUUUAUUAUUUUGUAAAAGUUACUUCACGGUGUCAUAUUUUCCUUAAUUUACAAGUAGAUUUUAAUAUUCUGAGAUUGUGCUUGUUAAUAUAUAGAGUUUUUGAUAUACGAUAGAUUCCGGAGUAUUAGGCAACUGGACGUAUAAGGUGCUGGGAGGAAGCCGCGCGCAAUGGGGCCUGCCGCCCACUGCUGCUGCAGCGGCAGCUUUGGCAGCCUCUGAAGCAGCAGUGGGCGGCAGUCUCCACGCUGGGAGGAAGCUGCCUGGUGCCCACUGCUGCCUCGGAGGUAGUACCCAGCGUAUAAGACGACCCCCGACUUUUUAACCUCUUUUCUGGGGUUAAAAAGUCGUCUUAUACGCUGGAAUCUACGGGGUGUGUGUGUGUGUGUGUGUAUUGUAUAGCAGUAUUGAAGAAUCAGAGAGGUCAUUCCAUCCAUAUUUAUUUCUUGAUAACCAGUAAACAUUAAUUUUAAAUUACAGAUUAUUCAAAUAAAAACUCCAAGAAUAAUUCAAGAACUAAACUCUUUACUAGUCAGUUGAGCAGCAAGUUGGGCCUGGUUUGCUUUUGGAAAGGGAGCCACACAAGGAAUCUUGACAGUGCCUUAGAGCAGUGUUUCUCAACCUGUGGGUCCCCAGAUGUUGUUGGACUACAACUCCCAUCAUCCCUGAACUCUGGCCUUGCUAGCUAGGGAUGAUGGGAGUUGUAGGCCAAAAACAUCUGGGGACCCAAAGUUGAGAAAGGCUGCCUUAGAGUAUUUGUCUCAGAGGAGAUUUGACGAAGUUAGUUUCCUAAUUAAUUUCUUGCAAUGCAAUCCUAUACAUGUCUAUUCUUAAGUAAGCUAUUCAUAGUUCAUUGGUACUUGCUUCUAAGUAAUUUUGUAUAGGUUUUCAGUCUUAGGCUGUUUCCAUGCAACCAGUUUGUCAAGUAACAAAUGCUUAGUUAACUUGUUUCUGUUAAGAAAGCUUUUGAUAUUAUAUAUGGGAUGAUGAUGAUGAUGAUGUUAAUAAUAUAAAUGAUAUAAUAUACUUGCAGUGUGUCCUAACCAGGUCAUACUCAGUAACAUUGAAUAUCACCCAACAUUUUUUGGAUUCUCAUUUUCCCAGUAAUAAAUGGUUGCUGUGAAAAAUAUGGUUCUUUUUCUAUCUAGUUUGCACCAUUGCAAUGGUAACAUAAACCCCUAUUACAUAGUAUACAGAACCUUGUAGGUAAGUGGCAUAAGAUCCUGCCCAUGUGUUUGUACCCGUUUGUGGUAAUACAAAAGUAUAUACUGAAGAAUUUGAAGGAAGCAAAUACCAGGAAGGCUUUCCAUUCCUCAGUAGCAAUGCUACUGCUUUUCCUCUUUCUCCUCCUCUCCAGCUCUGGAAUGCACAGCCACUAUUUCCCGUGCAGCAAAGCUUCUUCCCUUGCCUGAAUCCAAUAUAUCAUGCAGAAUUUGAUAACUCUUCUUGCCCAGUAAGGCGUCACAGUUUUUCCCUGUCCCAAGAUGCACAAACAAACACAAGGCAUUAAAUGUGUAGAUUGUAAAAAUACCACAAAUAACUCGCUGAAGGAGAUAUCUUUGCUGCACUGUCCAUAAGUAUGAGGUAGGCAAAAGAAAUAUUUGUUGUAGUAGUGAUUAGGAUGCCAAUUUGGAGCGAGAGCUAAAAUAUAGUGCAGAAUAGGAGCUCCUACACACUGGAUUUUAUAUGUUGCUGUAAUAAAAGCUGCUUGUAAUACAACUACACAAAUUACAAUUGUAUUUUUAAGGUUCCCAAGCAUUGUCAGUGGUUUUAAACUUGGAUAAGUCAGUGCUAUGCUCCCUGGCUGCUGUAAUCAUGUAUCUUAAAGAAUUUAAUUUAGAAAAGAUACUCUACAACCCAAGGUAAGUACUUUUAAUUUCAGAAAAUCACAAUCCUGAACAAAGAAUACUGUAGGGAUAUUAUUUUGCAUCCUCUGGCCAAUUUCCUUUCAUAAAAUAAGUGUACUUUUUGUGCUAUCCCACUUGUAAACGAGUUCUAUACUGUACUAUAAACUAGGCAUUUAAAGCUAACAAAAGUGGGAAAACUUUAGAAAUGUAAAAGUAUAUGCUUGUAGUGGUUUUUAAAAUUACUUACCUGAUUAUUAUACUGCCUAUAAUUCUGCCUAUAACUACUAUAAUACUAAAUGCAGAACUGCUAUGAGAGGAAUUUUUAAGCAAAUCCUUAUUCUAUCAAAUCACCACUUCUGUGCCAAUAAUACUCUUGCUGCAGUUGUCGCAUAUAAAAACAGUUUUUUAUCUUGUCUUUUAAUGUCAGUGCCUACAAUACCAAGUAAAAAUGCUUCUGGUUUUUUUAAUAAAUGUAUAUUUCAACAUCUUUUCCAUCUCAUUAUAAAUCAUUUCCCAGAAGCCUUUCACUUUCUUACAUUCCCACCACAGAUGAUAAAAAGUGCCUCUUUUACCUCUUCAUAAGGUUUAAUUUUCCAGUUAUUUCCUUCUUCUCUUACUAACUUUUCAUAUGUGCCCCAAGUUUUACUCAUAUUUAUCUUUUUUACACUCAUUGUUUCCAAAGGUGACAACCACCAUGGUGUUUUACGUUCUAAUAGGUUUUUGUACCUAUCCCAAAUUUCAUAUAGAGCUCUUUGGAAUAUGUGGUUUCCAAAUCCUUUAUGCACUUUUGAUUUGUCAUACCAUAAAUAUACGUGCCAACCAAACCUAUUGUCAAAUCCUUCUAAGUCCAACAAAUCUGUAUUUUCUAACAAUAUCCAUUCCUUCAACCAACAAAGGCAGGGUGGUUCAUAGUAUAACUUCAAGUCUGGCAAGGCAAAGCCCCCUCUUUCUCUAAUAUCAGUUAACAAUUUAAAUUUAAUUCUUGGUUUCUUCCCCUGCCAGAUAUAUCUUGAAAUUAUUUUCUGCCACUCCUUAAAUAUAGCUGCCCCUUUGAUUAUCAGAAUUGAUUGGAACAAAAAUAACAGUUUUGGUAGCACAUUCAUUUUAAUGACUGACAUCCUAUCCUAUAGAGAAAGUUGCAUCCGUCCCCACACUUUCAAAUCUCUCUUAAUUCCAUUCCACAUCGGUGUCUAAUUAUCUUGGAAAAAAAUUAUAUUCUUUGGGGUUAGCCAAAUUACCAAAUAUUUCACUUUUUUUACUACUUCUAUACCAGUUUGUUGUUGCAGCAUAGCCACCAAAUCUUGUUUCAUAUUUUUAACUAACAUUUUAGUUUUCUUUUUAUUUAAUUUGAGACCUGCUACUUGUCCGAACUGUUCUAUUUCUUCUAGUGUUUCUUUAUCACUAGUUAAUGGGUCUUCCAUUGUUAAAACCAAGUCAUCUGCAAAGGCUUUCACUUUAACAUUGGUAGUUGAUUUUAAAUUAGUUUUCCCCAGAAGUAAAAUGAUUCACAUGUGUUUACCAGAAGCUGUUUCUCCUUCAUAUGUCUUAACGUGCUUUCCCCAACAAUAUACAAAGCCAUGAUUUUAUUUUAAAGCUUAAUAAGCAAUUAUUUUGUGUCAUCACUAUGGAAUAAUCUUUUUAUUUCAGUAAUUUUAAGAAGUUAUCAAGUGAAGCUGAAUAUAUGAUACUUAAUGGGUCUACAGUAAAUAAUCUUGAAAUCUUACAGAAUCAGGUAAGAAAGUAUGCUUCAUCCUGCACAUUUCUUUGCUUGGGAAGCAUGUCUUGGAUUAUUGCAUGUGUUCUUCAUACACCAGUUCUCCCCUAGCUUCCUGUGUUUAGUCAGAUUUUCCCCAGCUAGGCUCUAACAAUGGAAGUAAGUUGAAACAGGAGACCUAUGAUUCUGUUAUUCUUUCUCGGAAGCAAUAUAUUCAGGGAAGAAUCAGCAGUUAGAACAUGGGUCAGCAAACUAAGCUCCAUGGGCCGGAUCAGGCCCAAUUGCUUUCUAAAUCCAGCCCAGAGAUGGUCCGCGAAUUGCAGAGGAUCGCUAGCACGCGCACGUUCUUUCCCUCUCCCUCGCACAAUGGUGGUGGCGGCGGCGCCUCCUCGCUCCCUCCUGGCUUCUCCCCGCCCUGCCUAGAGGAGGAAGGGGGCUGGGCUUUGUUGCUGCCAGCCCCUCCAGAGCCCUUUCUCGUGCUGUUCAUCAUCCCUCCACUGCCGUUCUUUUUUUUUUCCUUUCCAAAAUAUAGUCCGGCCCCCCACAAGGUCUGAGGGGCAGCUGAAAAAGUUUGAGGACCCCUGAGUUAGAAUUUAGCAGCUAGUCUCCUGAUUUCCCUCUGAGCCUAUGUUCACAGUACUUUAGUAAAUGCAGUUUUGGGGUAAUGCAUUUACCAAGGUGACAUAUUCAUUGUUUUGAUUUGUACCCUGUCUUUUUAUCAGAUAAUGUACAACUCUAGAAGGAUGCCAGCAUAAUUUAAUACCCAUCAAGAAGAAGAACAUGGUGCAGGGCAUGCAUGUUCUGAGAGCAUAUGAUGCAGCCAGCUUGUUGAAGUUAAGCAGGUCCUGGUCUAGUCAUUUUUAAUUCUGUGAUGAAUGAAAGGCCAGAUAUAAGUACAGUGGAGCUCUAGUUGCGGACACGAUCCACUCUGGGGUACUGUUCGCACCCCGAAAAGUCUGCAACUAGAGCAGCGCUUCUGCGCAAGCACGGAGCGCGAUAAAGCGCUUCUGUGCAUGCGUGAAGUGCUCAGAAUGCUUCUGCACGUGCGUGAAGCAGUCAAACUGUUUCUGCUCAUGCGCACACAGCAAAACCCUGAAGUAUACACUUCCGGGUUUGCUGUGUUCGCAAGCUGAAAAGACACAACAUGAACCUAAUGCAACACAAGGUAUGACUCUGUACUGAAGAUAAGACUUCCUUUUUAAAAGUGAAGCUCUUGCCCAUAAAAGGCACAAACACUUGGAACAAAACUGUAAAUGGAAAAUAAGCCAAGGAGAGAAGGAAUUUACUGAAGAUAAAAAAAAUGGCUAAAGAUAUAAAAUAAUAAAUAAACAUUUACACCAAAAGCAGGAAUCUAGUCACAAAAAUCACUGGAGUUAUAGAAAGAAAAAGAAAAAGAAAACUUUUUUCCAGAAGUUCAAGAGAUUCAUAUCUAAAUCACUGCAUUGAUGUUAUUAGUAUGUAUAAUGUGUGGAAAUAAGUUGUAGAACAAACAGACAAAAGACAAAGUUAUUGGCCACUAGAACCAAAUGUCAUUUAUCAAAGAGCACAAUCUUUUCAGAAGUGUAGAUAUUAUUAACAUUGACCUCUUUAUGGGAGGAUUGUGGUAGCCACUGUAACACCACUUUUCAAAAAAAGGAUCCACAGACAUUCAAGGAAAUGUGAGUUUCUGAGGAAAAAGGUAAACUUAUUUUGUUGUACAUUUUUAUCAUACUUUUUUAUUUUAUGUUGAUGAAAAACAGAAUAUGUUUAAAGAACUAAGAUUCUUAAAGUUCAGAUUUCCCAUAUUUUCUUUCAAAUGUGUUUUAAUUGAUUGAAUAAAACACUGUCAUUACUGCAGACUGAUAAGAAAAAAAAAGGCAGCCUGUUUUGGGUCUUGGAUCAUACAAAAACUUCAUUUGGGCAACGAAGACUAAAGAAAUGGGUGACACAGCCUCUUUUGAAUUCCAGGUAUUCAUUACCAAAUAACUUUGCUACCCAGUAGCUGAGCUGGAUAUUGAUUAUUUUAAAGUUAUAAUACUUUUGUUUUUCCUUCGAUGAGAGUCUAUGCAGCUAAUUUUCUUCUUAGGCUAAAUUAAACACUGCUAGCUUCGAGGAAUAAUUACCAACUUUCAGAUCAGCUCUGCUACUCCAGCUCUUAUACUCCAUGUAAAAUUUAGUGUGUUUUUAGGUUUUGGCUGUUACAAAAAAUGCAUUUGCCUGUUUCUGCAUCCUUUAAACAUGCUGGCAGUGUAAUAGCAUUAAUUUCUAUGUCUAAUGGAACUCCUUUUUGAAUAAUAUAUAGUUGUCCUUGACUUUGGCCAUACUUAGGUAUAAAAUAAAAACUCUUCAUUGGCUAGGCGUUGGGAUGUAACAGAUAGUUUUGUUGAUUUUAGUGUUGCUGCUUUGUUCUGAUUCCAUUUUUAGAUUUGAUGCAGUGUUUUAACAAUAUUUUAUUUGUUUUGAUUGUGAUGUUCUGUAUUGCUAGCCACCCUGUGCUUCCAUUGGGAGGAAGGCCAGGACAGAAACAUAAGGAAAUAAAUAAAAUGCUUCACUUCUAACGUAGUUGGGUUUUGUUUUGCUUUCUUACAGGGAAUCCCAUAAGAUACUCUUAUGGUGUAAAUUUAUUGAGAAUUAACUUCUGCUGUGCCCAUUGGGGAUCACUCACUACUGUGUCUUAUUUACAUGUUCAUCCUAGGAACUAUUUUCAGCUGUGCAGUGAUUGUGACAAUUAUAGAAGAGUCAGUGUCUGCCCUUGGCAGUUCAGUCUGAUAACAGUUGGAAACAAUGGGAGAGACAUUCCCCUGUUAUAGUACUAGUGGGGAGUGAUCACUGGUAGGAGACAAAAUUCUGCUAGCUGGAAGCAUGCAGUUGUUUGUUGUUGCCAUUUAACUGAAUUUCAGAAUUUAGAAUUUUAUGUAAAAUCCUUACCAGUCAGCAGUUUUUUUUCUUUGCAGUAAUAUAUGAAUGGAAGUUGAGAAAACUAUGAUACCGGCUGAUGUGCCUCUUUAUCUUUUUUCCUAAUCAGUUUGCAUUCAGCAGCUUCCUCUCCUGACUUAUCAUGAUGAAUGACUGUUGUUGCAACAAAAUGUGCUGUAAUUGUAGAUCAGAAUUAUUUAUGAUGAUUGCAGCUUUUCAUUACGGAUGCAUUCUACUCAAUGGCUCAUCUCUCCCUAAGGAUGGAAUGUGUAUGACUAAAGCCUAAUUUAGACCCAGUAGUAAUUCUGCUUAGAACUGGAUCAACAUACAGUAAAUACUUUGGAACUAAAACUUUCUUUUGGAAAAUAUGGGUGUGGGACAUGAGAGUAAGACAGGGACCAUUGUAUCAGAGAUAGAAGUAAUGUGUGAAGCUUGAUGUCCCAAUAUUGGGCUAAUUGCUCAUACAUAGCUUUUCAUAAUGCUAUAGACAAUGGCUCCUCUCCUUCUACAAUUGAGGUAUGAAUACAACUUUGUAUGAAAAAUGAUCCUGUCUCUUAUGCUAGACACUUAAAGAUUAUCCACAGCUGCAACUGAUUUAUAUGGCAGAGAAAGGGUAAACAUAUUCCCAGUUGUAGAGAAAUGAUUUGAUUUCAGAGUUUGACCCUCCCCCCAGGACCUCUUUGAACUAUCGGUCAAUCCCCCCUUUCCUCAUAUCAUCCCCUAAAGUGUCAUCCAGUGAGGAAAAAGAGGAGAAAGACUAAGAGCUGCAUUUAUCCCUCACUGGUAAUUGCAACGAUUUUAAAAAAUGGUUUCCUAGUACUUUACACAAUUUUGCUUAUACACUCGAUAGCCAGGAACAUAACCCUUGCAUAAGAUUACCUGUAUUUGGCAAACAUUUAAAUCCUUCAUUUGUACAAAUUUGGUUGUUUCCUUUUUCAAGGUGAUUGUUGCUGAAGUUGCAUUUUACUUGUGCAAAACAAAAGCCCUUGAUUGCCAUUUAACAGAUGUGGAGAUAGUAGUAUGCAGAUCUAGUCAUCCCUCUAGAUGCAUUCAUGAAUAUUUUCACUAUUGUUUAGCAAAUAUGAAGAGAGCUGUGCCAUUAUACUACAAAAAAACCAAAAGGAGCCAUUCUAAAAUUGCUGGAAAUGGGCUGUGGGAUAUGGAGUAUGUUUCAAGAUGUUUCAAGUUUUUAAUGUUUUACUUAGAAGGUUGAGAGAAGAAAAGGAAACUUCAUCCUAGUAAUAGUUCUGCAGUUCCUUGAAGAGUCUUGUCAGGCUCAAAACUAGAUGGGUGUUUUUGCAUGGGUUUUUGUUUAACUUUCUCUCACACUUUUGGCAUGGACCAUAUUGUCCCCGUCCCCCAGCCACAUGGUUGUUCAUACUCAGGGGCUUCCUGACAGAAAAAAGACUGUUGCAGCUUUUAUGCUAAAAGUAUAUAGAAAGUUUGAUCCAUCUAUCUCAAUUGCUGUAAAUCUUAAUAAUAAUAAUAAUAAUAAUAAUAAUAAUUAUUAUUAUUAUUUAUUAUUUAUACCCCGCCCAUCUGGCUGGGCUUUCCCAGCCAUUCUGGGCGGCUUCCAAAAAAAUAUUAAAAUACUGUAAUACAUCAAACAUUAAAAGCUUCCCUAAACAGGGCUGCCUUCAGAUGUCGUCUAAGAGUCUGGUAGUUGUUGAUCUCUUUGACAUCUGGGGGAGGGCGUUCCACAGGGAGGGUGCCACUACCAAGAAGGCCCUCUGCCUGGUUCCCUGUAACUUGGCUUCUCGCCAGAAGGCCCUCAGUGCUGGACCUCAGUGUCCGGGUAGAACGAUGGGGGUGGAGACGCUCCUUCACGUAUACUGGACCAAGGCCGUUGAGGGCUUUAAAGGUCAGCACCAACACUUUGAAUUGUGCUCAGAAACGUACUGGGAGCUAAUGUAGGUCUUUCAAGACCGUGUUAUAUGGUCUCGGCGGCCGCUCCCAGUCACCAGUCUGGCUGCCGCGUUCUGGAUUGUAAAUAAUAUUGUAGCGCAAUUUGUGUUUGUAUAAAAUUUAGGCAAUAUACAUGAUGCGAGGCGCAGUAUAGAUAUAAAAACAAACUAAAAUUCAGAUAAUACAAUCUGAAUAUUUAGUUUCUCAUAAUACUUGUUGUACUGUAUUUACAACAGAUUGUAGUAGAAGCAAAAAUGUUUUAAAUGGCCCUUUUACAGUGGCAUAUUUAUCCCAUACAUAAUCCUCUAUGGAGUCUUAUAUUUUAUUAUUCUUGGGAAAGUGUUUAAAAAACAUAGUGAGGUGAAAAAAAUGGGUCACUUGAUAUUGGAUGAUGUUCUCUUGACCCAGUUUUUAAAUAUUGAGGAUUACAGCAGGCAAAGUGUAUGCAUGCUUCUUUUGUGUUAGAUUACUAGAGCUAUAGUAGCAUAGCCAUAUGUGAAAAUGAUUUAAAGUGCAGAUUAACCUUUCGAGGGUAGUGUUUCAUCUUUCCUCUGUCGUAGUAUGUUUACAUUUACUGUUUCAUGUUAGUAUAUUAUGUAUUCAUAAAUAGAGUUCAUAAUCAUGUUUUUCCAGUCCCAAUGUGAUAUAUAGUUAGUAUUUUUAGAUGUAUUUAUGUUCUCCUUUAAAUACCCAUACAAAAAGUAGGGGGGGAAAUGUCUGAAGCCUUUUGACUCAGAGAAUGGGCCUCCAUUUGAAUCAUAACAGUCACAGCUUUUUGAAAAGGCCAGCUCAGGUGGAAUGCUACCCAUAAAUGUAAUGCUAGAUCCUUCAAUUUAGAGAGGGGUGUGUGUGUUCUGUAUGUUGAAUUGGCUCUCCUAAUUUCUGGACUGGUACUAAGCUAGCCCCUGAUUGCUGGUUUAUCCAGACAGAUUAGUAUAAUCAGCUUGACAUGGGAGCAAGAAGGGAGAAAAAUUGAGAGGGGGGAAAGUGUUGGCAUAAAAGAGUGCCAGAAAUUUGAAUGUGGGGGGAGGGAGAUAAAGAGGAAAACAGAGCAGCAAAGGUUUUAAUAAAGCAGGGAUGAAAACACACAGAGGAAAAUGGUACAUAGUUUUAAACAACAACAGAGGUUUGAAUAGAGCAGGGAUGGUGUAAAUCUGAAGGGGGAAGCGGCAAUUUUAAACAUGACAGAGCUUUCAGUGGAGCGAGCAGGGGUGACUCUGGGGGUUGGGGAAAUGAAUGUUUAAAAACAAAGUUUGAGUACCCCAAUAAGGGAGUGGGGGAAAGUGUUAGCUGCUGCAUUGUACCCAUCUCUGCUAUUUCUUCUUGUUAAAAUUGGUUUGUUUUUAAAAACUCUUGAGUGUCUCUAUAUCCCUGAAGGGAAGAACAGGGUAAGGGGGGCGGGAGACUGUUUUAAACUUCACCCUCUUCCAUUCCCCAGCUGCUUCAUGUGUGAGAAAUAAAGGAAGUGGAGCCCUCAGAUACUCCAUAAUACUGUGCUACAGUACGUUUCACUUCUGGUAUCAUGUGUUGUCUUCAACAUGAUGUUCUACAUUCAGUGUAGGAAUUUAGGGUUAGUCUAUUCAUCUUAAAGAUACAGUAACUUAUAUCAUCAUGGCCGUGUGCACAUGCAAAGGGAGCUGCAGAAUAGGAGACAGGACAUUGCAUGGAAAUAGGGGUGCUCUAUGUGCAAAGGAGAGUUGAGAAAAGAGACUGAAGGUGGAAAUGGGUGUGCAAGGGAGGUUGCAAAAAAGGAGAAGGUUGGAGGUAUGGGAUUGGGGUUAAAGAUGAAAGCAGGGCCAUGAAAGAAUCUGAAGAACAGGAAGGAAUGGCCACAUAAGAAUUGGGCAGAAGGUGAAACAAUGCUUCAUGGUUGCAAUAUGCUGGAGGAGAAAGAUGCCGUAAGCUGUGUGUGUGUGUGUGUGUGUGUGUGUGUGUGUGUGUACGUACGCGCGCGCGCGCAAGGGGAGGAUGCACAAAAGGGGGAGGAGGCAUGGACAUGGGGGUGAAGAUGGAAAUGGGUGCAAAGGGGGAUUGCAGACUAGAAGAGAGAAGCGGCUUCAGAAAUGGGGUUGGGAAAGUGAAAUUCAAGCUUAAUAGUUGCAUGUUGUGUUAAGGGGAAGCUCUAGGGGUUUAAUGUGGAGGGAAUUGCAGGGGUGUUAGCAGGCAGAGUGAGCAGUGGUACAGCCCCUAGUUAACUAAGAAAGAGUGUAUGCUGUGGCCAGUGGGGAAUAUAAAUCAACAGAAUAAGCAAAGGUUAUUCUGGGUUAAAUAUUUUCAUUGUAAACUGUUUUCUGAUGGUGUUGAAGAUCUUUUAAGAAACUUGCUGCUUUAUGUAACUUUGCCUUCUAUCUAUUCAGCCCACUUAAGUGGGGUGAUCCAGACAGAGAUCCUGAAAUUCUUAUAUUGUAGAGAACAUUCAAUCUGUAGUAAAAUAAUCCUUUUUUAACAGUGAAAUUAAUUCUCGACUUGAUGCGGUGUCGGAGGUUCUCCUAUCAGAAUCGAGUGUCUUUGGCCAAAUAAAGCACCUUCUAUGUAAGAUGCCAGAUGUUGAACGAGGACUCUGUAGUAUUUAUCACAAAAAGGUAAAAAAAAAAAAAAGUGAGCUACAAAUGAUUAAAACUAUAUUCUAUUAUAUUAAAAUAUGGUUUUAAACUGGCAUUUUUUUCUUGAAAUUUAGGUUUAAGAUUCAUACAUUGAAAGGAAGGAGAUAAUUUAACCCUACAUUAGUAGAAAAAUUAACACUGUAAAUCUAGUCCCAUGGUCAAAUAUAUACCUGAAAUAAAAUACCUGAUUACUAAGCAUAAUACUACCCAAAAGUGUGUGUUUUUUAAAAAGCCUUUAUUGAGACCCUCCCUUUUCCAGUAAAAAAGAAGAAGCUACAAACAAGUCAUUGGGGUGAAAGAGUACACAACAUCUGUUUUCAUUUAAUUCAGACAAGAUGGCCCUGAAACACUGCAUGGCAAUUCACACUUCAAUGGUUGAUACGGCUGACUGACCCAAGAUUUUCAUUACCUCCCCCCCCCCCCCCGCCGUGUUGCAGUAUGUUUGAAUUCCACCAUUAAGUGGAGGGUUAAAUCAGUUUCAGUAUUAGCAGUGUCUUGAGAAAAGUAUUUUGUUCAUGUGAUUAAUAAAAAAAUACGGAUUCCUUCAGUCUUUGCUGAGCAAGUUGCCUCAUAAUGCUGUAGAGUAGUAGGCCUACAGUUUCAGGCUAUGCAUUAAAAUACAAAUUAAAAUAUUAUUGACAUUCUAAUUUAUACAUUAUUAAAACGACACCAAUUUGACUGCAUCCCAUGUAUGUAAGUUCCCUUCCCAUUGUGAUACCAGCAGCAAGUAUAAUCAGGGUGCAUAUAUUUCAAUGAAUGUCCAAAAUUGGGAGGAAACUAAGGAACAUUAAUUUUUAAAACAUUAGCCUUGAAGUUAAAAUUGUUUCUAAUUUCAGUGUUCCAUUCAAGAGUUCUAUCUGGUAGUCAGCACACUCUCUCAGUUGGAAACAACAAUCACAGCACUGGUUCCGGCUAUACAUAAUCAGGUUCAAACACCUUUAUUACAGAAGAGUCUUUUGGAAAUUCCAGAAUUGCUUUGUUCAACAAAGAAGUAUAUAAGCAUGCUUAAUGAAGCAGCAGCAAAGUAAGUAACAGUGCAGUCUUUCCACGUUUAAUCAAAAAUAAGCUGUACUGAAUUCAAUUGGGGUUAUUUCCAGGUAAAUAGGGUUAGGAUUGCAGUCUAAAUUGUUAUAUAAGCAUGGUACAAUAGUCUUAUGUAAUAUUAACGAAUGGCUCUUACAGAAGGUCUUGUAAUCCUCUGUCCUGGCCAUGCUACCUGGACACCACUACUGCUACCCUGUUGCCCCAUCACUUACCCUCAGGCAAAGGCCUUUGAACCCACUGGUUUGACAGUAGCCACCUAGCAUAGACACUCAAUGUGCAGUUAGUAUGGAAAGUGAAUAUAGAAUAAAUUCUACUGAACUGAAAGAUUGUUCGGUUUCUAAGCUGUCCAUUCAUUUUUAACCUUGAGCAGUUAGUUUCCUUGAGUGUUUCUUAAUAAUAUUUCUUAAUCUUCACCAUAAGUUCCUGGGGCAGGGAACAAUAGUUAUACUAACUGGUUUCUUUUUAUUAUUACAUUAUGUACAUCAAACGCUAUAUAUCCCGGUUUACAGCAUUGCUUUGAAAUGUCAUAAAGUUACCGUACUUUGACUAUAAUCCCUGCAAGUGAAACAAAAUUGUUUAUUUCUUUAGUUUGGUUUAUUUAUGCACUUAAAAUAUUGUUCUUAAUCUGAAAAGUAAUGGAGUUUGUUUUUUUACUAAUGUGUGUGUUAGUAUUACAUAUAUUUGGUAACAUAUUAUUCUUGUUACGAAUGUAAAUACUGUACUUUUUUUGUUAGUAUUAAGGAAUGUGUGUACUUUGGGGGGGUGUCUAUCUUAACUGUUGGAUUCUGUAUACUUAGAAGUGGAGACAAAACCCAACUGUUCAAAGAUCUUGAAGAAUUUCCCUUAAUAAGAAAGAGGAAGGAUGAGAUUCAGGAAGUUCACUCUCAGAUCCAGUUACACCUUCAGGAUAUACGAAGAAUCCUAAAUUGUCCCUCUAAGGAUUAUGUUACGGUGUCAGGACAAGCAGUAAGUUAAAUAUUUGCUUCAUAUUUUUUCUUGUUGUAUUUGCCAUUGGUCAUAUUUUGUUCAAGUGUUCAUUUGUCAGCAGACAUAGCUUCAAAGACUAGAACCACCUAAGCUGCUGGGGAAUUCGUAUUUGUUCCCAUUGACCUGGGUUAAUCAAAAGGGCCUCCCAAGCACUGCAUGAAGAGGCACAUUACCCACAAGUAGAGAGACUAGUUUAUUGGGAUAUUACUGCUGCCUCCUUUCAGUCAGAAAGCACAUUCCCCUCCAACAAUGAUAUUGUCCAGUGAUCUGACAAAUCCAGCCAAUCUCUGCCAUAUAGCUAUUACCAACUUUCACAGAUAAUGGUUGAGAGAGUAUUCUCCAAGAAUCUUGUUGGCUUCUUCAAGAGAAAUUCAUCAGACCGAUGUAAGAGUAGCAUAUAGAUUACCAAAUUAAAGCUUGCUUGAGCACAGAUGAUAAUAAAUUAUAGUGCAACUGAAUUGGUUAAUUAGUGAACCCAUACAAUAUAAUAAAGGAUUUGGAAACAAUAAAAAGACAAAACAAGGGUAAGACUUCCAACCCAUCUUCAAAAAUGAGAAAAUGAUCCUCUUACUCAUCUUUAGGUAGGCAGGUUAUAUGCUGUCAGAAUAAAUAAUGCUUCUGCAAGCUAAACAGCUUAGAAAUGUUUUCCCCUGAUGUUGUAUUGAUAUCCUAUAUAAAAGAAAUGAAGUGCAUUUUUUUGUGAAAGAUCAUUUGGAUUUCUUGCUAGUAGAAAGGUUAAUCUUUACUGCUGUUUAUGCUGCUUAAAUGUUUUGAAUGGAAUGCAAAUAGAAGGACAGCAGCUAAAUAGUUGAUACACAAUCCUUUUCAGUCAGUUUGACAAAAGAUGUGUGAUUUGUAUGAUGACUACCAAAUGCCAAAUUAUACAUAACAUUGAAUUGCCAUAUCACUUUGCUACAUUGAUUUUUCUAGCCCCCAUUUCUGAACCGGACACCUGUUUUCCAACCAGUGGGCCGACUUGCAACCAAUAGAGCUGCAUUAACUCCAAAUCAUUUUUCCUGCUACUGUCAUUCUAAUCCGAGAUAUUAGAUACAGUCAUAUAUAAAGAGAUUAUCUUUUGUUGAUAAAGCUUUUUUUCAAGGGUAAACAAAGAACAAGUGAGAUAGAUAUAAGCUCCGCCCUCUGGCUUUUGCAUUGAGAAUCGUUUUUAAAAGUAGGUAACACUUGAUACCCACUUUGCUGCCCUGGGCUCCUUUGGAAGAAGGGUGGGAUAUAAAUCCAAUAAAUAAAUAAACACACACACUUUUAGCUAUACAAUCUGACAUUAUAACAGAUAAGUUAAACCAUAACAUAAGUAGUAACAAGAGGUAGCAUGGGAAGAAACUUGACUAAGAUAUUUUACAUAACAAUUUGUUGGGCCAUCUAUUGAUGGCUGCAAUAAUCUCAGUGGCAAGAUUUUGGUAUUUUGCUGUAAAAUAUUAGGACUGUGGAAUGUUGUAGUUCAAACAAGAGGGUUUGUACAACUUAAUUUUUCUUUAUGUGAAUGCAUUAUAUGUUUGUAUCUCGCUUUUCCUCCCAGGAGCCCAUGGAUUGUGAAGGGUGGGAUAGUAUGGAAUAAAUAAUAACAAUGAUAACAAUAAUAGUAAUGCAGAGAUAUUUUAGUUUCAGAUUGAAGUCAAGAAUUCACUUUUAUCUUCUGUACCAUAUGAUUGGAUUAAAGUUAGCAGGUAUGUAAAGAUAAUGUAAUUUGCAAUAUGAUUACCAUUAAUUUUAUUUACGUUAAUGAUGAAGAUGAUUUGCAUGAAAGCACCUUAAAGUUCUGAAUGGUGGGGUUGGAUGAAUGUUUUUAAAUACACCUUUGCAAACUCUAAAUCAGUAUCUAAUACUCUUAGUACAGUAAUCAGUCUUGGCAUCAGCACAUGGCAAAGGGGGCAUUUCCAGGUUUCUACACAUGCCAGUACAGCCCACUAGGCAUGUUGCUUUACCUGGUCCUAUGGACACAGAGGUCCCCAGCAGCGGCCAGUCACCACUUCAAGCUGACUCCUUGGUUUGCCUGACGGUGGUCAGUUCACUUGCCACUGUGAGUCAACCUCAUUCCUGCUUGCCUCCUUGCUUACUUGGUGGCAGCAGCCCAUUGCAGGAUCACCACCAUCAGGAAAAUUUCUUCUCUGCCCAGUAAGCACUGCAUCACAGGGAAGUGGUGAGACAGUUGCCAGCCUCCUGCCAUGCUCGCUUUGCAGGCUUGUGGACCAGUCAGCACUAUAGUGAAGUAUUGCCAUGAGGAAGGGUGUAAGAUGCAGUAGCCAUGGGGAGUCUGUUAAGGACCGCUCAAAAGCUGUAGUCAGGCCUAACAGUAAUAUAUCUGUAGGUGCAGGAAUUCCAUGUAUGUCUGCAGUACUUUACUCAGUCACAUAAUGUAGUCAGACUCCUUACUAAAUUCAGGGCUAUUUUCCCAUCAAAAGAAUCUGACAUAUAUUUGGACAGCUGUGUUCUCAUCAUUUAUAUAUAAUCUUAGUUAAUACGUUUUUCUACUUUCAUGGAGCUUCCAUUUAUAAUGUGUGGAUGUUCAUAAUGUAACAUAAAGUUUGAGGUAGAUAAACUGAUUUCCUUCUUCCUUUUAUUUUUUAUACUGAAAAUGCAGUCCUGUCAUCUGUUAUGUGCAGGUACAUCCCAUAGACUUCAGUGUGACUUUGCUCACACUAAUUCACAGCAAGGAAUUAAAAUCUUUUAUUACUACUGUCAGGGAACUGACAUCGGAGCUAGAGGUGGAGGGAAGGCUCUCCAAUGAUGCUGGAGAAGGGCCCAGCAGGGAGAGAGGCAGCUCAGCAGAUGGGGAAGCAAUUCAGUGCAACACCAGGAAUAAGGAGGGGCAGAUGGGGGAAUCGGCAAGAGGGCUCCCAGACUCUUCACUGGAAACCAGCGGGGAGAGAACUGGUCCUCCGCUACCCACGCCCUCCCUGCGCAGAAGACUUCCGCGCAGAGAAAGUAGGAGGAGACUGGGUGUCAAACAACUUUUAUGGAUGGAUUCUGCUAGCGACUGAGGCAGCCACGAAUUGAAGGGCUGUCCAGACAGAAAGGUUUAACAAGGCAACAUAGCCAGGAGAGGCAGCAACUUACGCACAAGCAACCCCAUACCAUUAUAACUACUUAAAUAUUUUCCCUUUAAAAAUAGUAUGUACAUCUCAUAACAAGUUAAACUUUGUAAGCUGAAAUGGAUCUGAUGUUAAAGCAAAAGAUAAAUAUUAUAACAUACAUGAUAGCUAGUCAUCCAGCUGGUAAUUUAAUCUAGGACUGAAUUAAAGCCUGAGGUAUUUCACCCAGUCAAAGCAUCCUCUGGAAUUAUAUUCUUGAAAUGUUAUGCUAGAUCACAAGGGCUCUGUUUACUAAUUGUCACUGGACUUCUUUGCUUAAUCAGGGUUACCAAAGAAGGGAAGGAAUAUGUAUGUUACACAGAAAGCAGUAGAAGCCUAUUUCUGAAUAAAUUUGAUUUCUCUAAAGGUCUCUUAGCAUAGAAUUGAUUGAUUAUUUUGAUUCAAAAAAAUACAGUAAAAUUGAAUCUAGGAGCAUGUGCUCAUAUCAAAAGCUCAUCAAAAUGAUAAGAGUACCAAUCAAGAAACUAUCAUGAAAAACAAAAGGUUCUUGAUCCAUGUGCUACAUGCAUUGGGCAAUCUUCCCGUUUUGUUUCAGUGUCUUGUGUUUGCUGGUUUUGUGUUUCAGAAGCAUAAAUGUAAGUGUAAGCAGAUAUAAAGAACUCUUUCAGAAGGAGCCUGGUGAAUUGUCUGGGAACACCAAAUGCUGUAAUAUUAGUGAAGAUAAACAAGUGCAGUCUGGAUGAGAAACUGCUGCCCAUGUAAGAGCAGGAUAUACAUGUCACAAUCAAAGAAUGGGGGCAGGGAGGGAGCUGUCUCAGGUUCAUAACAUGCCACCAAUGUGAAUAUCUGCAUUGAGUAUAUUCAAGGCCUGGGUGCCUUGUCACAAGAAAUAGGAAAUCACUAGUAACUUUCUGUGUCUGUCAGUUAGAUUUCAGUGCUGUAGAAAGACAGCUCAGUUGGUUAGAGUGUGGUGCUGAUAAGAUCAAGGUUGCAGGUCCGAUCCCCGUAUGGGACAGCUACAUAUUCCUGCAUUGCAGGGGGUUGGACUAGAUGAUCCUCAGGGUCUCUUCCAACUCUAGAAUUCUAUUCUAAGAUUCUAUGUUGUGUGUUCUGUUACAUGUCAACUUUCAAGGACACAGAUUGGAGCAUUUUUUCUGGGGGGGGGGAAUGAGUAGGAACUCUCCCCCCCCCCCGAUUCAAAAUAUAAUACAUAAGAACAGUUUUUAGUGGUAGCAUAAUUAUUAUUUUUCUCAAAUAGAACUGCAACUUGGAUUAGAGAGUCUGUGGAAAUAAAAGUAAAUGCAAGCUAUCUAGAUUGCAGCGAGAAACACUAUCUUUGGCCUAAAAACAGGUAGAUAAAGGUUUAAGUUGUUAGUUUAGAAAUACCUGAGAUGUCUGAAAGGCCUCACAAAACAUUACAUACAGAUCUGUGCAACUGAACUGGGACAGCUGCUCCUUUUUCAUUUUGUUUUUGAAAGAGCAGUUUUGAAAAAGCAACAAGAAAUAGAGAAAUAGUUGAAGAAUGAUUAUCCUUUCUCUUUUAGGAAGUAUUGAAACAUAUGCAGCACUUACUUUCUUAGCAAAACUAAGCUUGUUUAACUGCUUUCACAACAUAAUAUGUAUAUUUUAUAGUUUAUUUAGAAUAUGAGAUUGUAGUAUUUGUACAAUUAAGAGGCCAUAAAAUUACUGAGUCACACUUCAGGGAAAGCCUUCUGAAGCAAAAAUGUUUUCAAUAGUUUCCUAAAUAUCAAGAGACUAGGCAGUUGUCUAAAUCCAGGUGAUAACUGAUUCCAGAGGACUGGAGCUGGAACAGUAAAAGCCCAGUUUCUAAUACAUGCUAAAUUCACCUCUGGGGAGCAUAUUGUACACUCAGCAGUGCCCAAUCUGAGGACCCAAGGCUACAUUUACUUGGGCUUACACAACAGAACUUGGAGUUACUUCCAUGUACAAAUGUGAAGACGGGGGGGGGGGGUUACUGUUUUUUCAAGGACUUAAAAAAACGACAACCACCCAACUGAAAACUUGAAAAUUUUGGUGAUCACUGAAAAAGCUCUAAUCAAAUAUUUGGCUAUUAUAAAUAUUGUAGAAUGAGUUAAAUGCUCUUAAGAAGCUCUUAUGUAAUAGAUUCUACAUGUGGCUAAACCAGGUAGGUAAACAAAAUGGACCAAUGCUACAUCUUUGUCUAGCAUCUCUCUCCAUGCAGCCUUCAAUACCCAUUCCUCUUCAUUUCUUUUUAUCCUGCUUUCCUGAAAACUGUUAAUGUAAAGUUACAGUGCUGUGUAGAUUUAGUUGCUGGUACAUUGUGUUCACAAUAGGGAAUUGUGACUGCUUCUCAUGUUACAUUUUGACUAUAAGAAGGGAACCUCCAUGAAGUAAAAAUGUUUUUUUUUGUUUGAUGCACAAUGGUAUGUUUACUGCAAGUAAAGUAUUUGAGCAGAUAUGAGCAGCAGCUGCUUUGUCAAGAACAUUUCCACUUCAGAUAGUAUGGAUCGCUCUCUCUUUCUUUACCUCUGUGCAGAAAAAAAGUGAUUUGUGUACUGGUCCUAAAAAAAGAACUGGUCUGAUUUUUGCAUAUUGCUACAUAACUGAUUGCUUAGUAACCUUGAUCUCCUAUUUGGUUUUCUCUUAUAGCACAAAAGCAGUCAGCCGCUUCCACACUCCUUUUAUUGUAGAAAAUUACAGGCAUUUGAAUCAGCUACGUGAGCAGCUAGUCCUUGACUGCAGUGCUGAAUGGCUACGCUUUUUAGAGUGAGUUUACAAAUUCAGUUUUUUCUAUUGAAAUAAGAUUAUAAAGUAGGUUACAAAAUAUAACUAUAAAGCUUACAAUUCAUAUUAUUAUUAUUAUUGAAGCGUCUGAUGUGUAGUUUGCCUUGCUUAUAGGCUUACCUGAACUUCAAAAGGUGGUUAUAUUUAAAAUAGAGGCAGAACUGCCACGACCCAUUUGAGUACUUCUAUCACAUUUUACACUUUUUAUAAAGUAAGUAAAGGGUAGCCUAAUUGGUCAUAGGAACACCAGAAGCUGCCUUAUAAGUCAGACCAGGCUUCCUCAACCUCGGCCUUCCUGAUGUUUUUGGCCUACAACUCCCAUAAUCCCUAGCUAGCAGGACCAGUGGUCAGGGAUGAUGGGAAUUGUGGUCUCAAAACAUCUGGAGAGCUGAGGUUGAGGAAGCCUGAGUCAGACCAUUGGUUAAUCUAGCCUAGCAUUGUCUACAUUGACUGACAUCACCCCUCUAGAAUUUCAGGUAGAUGAUGGAGUUUGAACCUGGAAACUUCUGUAUAUGUGAGCUACAGCCCUUCUUGAGAUGAUCCACCUGAAAUAGAUGCUAGUGUGUCUCUAGUUAUAGCAGUGCACUCUAGUAACCUAAGAUAAUCAACAGAAUUACACCAAAAUAGGACUGUCCCUAAGGAGUGCAGGAUCCAGAGCAGAUUACACUAUGUGUACGCCUUCAUGUCCUUCCUGUCUCUGCUGUCGUUCCUCUUCAUUGUAGUGGGGGAUCUCUUCCUCCCCCCAGCUUACUUUUUGCUGGAAGUGGAGAGGAUUUGCCACUACUUUAGCAGAGGUGAUCUCCCCCUACCCCCUUACAUUUUUUUCUCUUGUUGCUGCUGUUGCAGUGGCAGUGCUGGCAAAGCCCUCCACCUCCCCCCUUCCUGCUUUUCCCUAGAAAGGGCAGAGUUGGAGAGCCUUGCCAGGCAGAUGGGGGGGGCAGUGGCGCUGUUGGCCAUGGGCACUAACUGUGAAGCCCAGAGCAGUUGUCCCUCUUUGCCUCCUGACGAACAACACAAUAGCACAAUAGCAAAGUCAAAAGAACUUUCAGUUUAAGAAUGUGACAUUUCUCUAGUAAAAGACUUUUAGAAUGUCAUUAGGAAAUUAAUUUUAGUGACAGACUGUCCGCCUCUUUUCACCAAUGGCACUGUUGUACCCAGACAACUUCUACAACAGUUGAAGAAAAACAGCAGCUAUGCCUCAGGACCAUCACUCAUGUAUUGCUGGCAACACUUAACAUAUUCUUCCCCCCUAAUGGCAGAGAGGAGCUGCCAGAAGAGCUGGGUAACACAGCUCUACCUUAGCACAGAGUGCUGCAGAUCAAUAUGAGGUAGGUUCUGCUCUUGAACAAAGUCUGCAAUGGUACAAAGUCUGUUAGAGAAGAAAGCAUGAGGCACUGGUAUGGUGGGGUGGUGCCAUUCCAACAGCAGUGUUGCUCCUGCUUACCUGGAUUGGGCAGGGUGUGUGUGUGUGUCAAGGCUGCAGCUAAGCCAGGGCAGUGUGGGUGCACUGGCAAGAGUGCAGGAUUGGCUCCACUGGUGCACCCACACAGCCCUGACUCAGCCACUGCUUUGCCAGCUAUUCCUACUCCUGCUUUCUUGCCUAACAAAUGGAAAGUUUAGGCAAUCUUUAGUAUGUAAGUCUGCAGGCAGGGCCUGUUGUCCCUUUUAGUUUGUGUAUAGUGUCUACCAUCAAUCACUUGGCUUGACAUGCUACAAAAGAAGAAUGUGUCACCUGAUAUCACUAAUGUCUUGCAGUAGUAAUUCAUAAGAGGAGGGCAAAUACUUAUUUUAAUGCGAUAAAUUCUUCAUCUUUUGGCAGUCCUCAUUGCACUGUUAAUAUACCCUUUCCAUAUGGUCUAAUUUAAUUUUGUUUGUCCUUUAAAGAAUAGUCCCAACCAGGGUGUUCUCUCUCUCUGUCUCUGUCUGUGUGUGAGUGAGACAGAGACAGACACACACACACACACACACACACACACACACAGCUCUUCUUGGUAGAGUACCAGCACCUUUUUUUUUCUGCAGCCAUUUUUUGCUGACACCCACUGCACAUAUAUGAGUACUAGCAUCUCUUUUUAUUUUCAGUUUUUACCCCAAAAAAGUGCUGGUCCAAACCUUUAUAUAGGAACUUUAUAUAGCAAUAUUUUAAAACACUAUCCUGUGCUGCCACUGAGUUCAACAUUUUAUUCAUAUUAAUAUUUUAUUCGCGUCUUUCUCUCCCCCCCCCCCCCAUUUACCUCUGUAUAGUGAUUUUAACGACCAUUACUACACAAUAUCUAAAGCUGUGGGUCACCUAGCAACUGUGGACUGUAUAUUUUCCCUGGCUGAGGUUGCCAAACAAGGAGACUACUGCAGGUAAUCACUGUCUAAACAAUGGUAGAAUAUUACGGUUAGCUUUGUUGAUUUUUUUUUUAAACUAGACUACAAAAACGAGUACUGUCAAACGUAUGUUUGUCAUAUUUGAGGACACAUAGUGAUGCUUCAAAAGAUUAGACAGUAUAGUUCCUGGGUAGGAUGGAUUGAUUUACAUUUCCUGUAGAUUGUGGCCUGAUUGAUUCAGUUUCAAAAAAGCAAGAGUCUGGUUUCAGAUGCCUCACCCCAAACUCCAUCUAACAUGCUGUAACAUAAUUUUCUUUUCAGACCUGUCAUAAAAGAUGGAAGGUCAGAGAUAAUGAUAAAAAAUGGGAAGCACCCUGUGAUUGAUGUGUUAUUGGGAGAGCAAGAGCAGUAUGUUCCAAAUGAUACACAUUUAUCAGUAAGUAUCAGUAUCAGUAUUUAUCAGUAAGUAUCAGUAAAUACACAUUUAUCAGUAAGAGAGCCAGUGUGGUGUAGUGGUUCAGAGCGAUAGACUCGUAAUUUUGGGAACCAGGUUCGCGUCUCCGCUCCUCCACAUGCAGCUGCUGAGUGACCUUGGGCUAGUCACACUUCUUUGAAGUCUCUCAGCCCCAUUCACCUCACAGAGUGUUUGUUGUGGGGGAGGAAGGGAAAGGAGAAUGUUAGCCGCUUUGAGACUUUUUUUCGGGUAGUGAUAAAGCGGGAUAUCAAAUCCAAAUUCUUCUUCUUCUUCUUCUUCUUCUUCUUUUUCUUUUUCUAUCACGACACCAUGUUUUUGGUGUGGAUUAGCUCCCUAACCCCCCCCCAGUAGACUAAAAAGACACUGAACAUGGUUUCUUAAUUUCAUACUGUGCUUGGACUUUCAAAAAGCUUUUGACAGGGUACCUUACGAAAGACUGCCAAGUACGGUAAACUUAACUGUCAUGGAAUAAGAGUAGGGCCAGGAAUUGGUUAAGCAGCAGGAAGCAGAGAUUAGGAAUAAGUGGGCUACAGGCAGCCCCCUGCUUAUGCAGGGGUUAUGUUCUGAGACACCACAUGUGUUGGUGAAAUUGUGUAUAAUUGAAACCUAUUGAAAAAGCAGAUAGUGGAUAGCUCAAUGAAUGCCAGUGUGUGGCAGCUAUUUCAUGCUAGGGAUCAUUGGGAAAGGAAUUGAAAAUACAGUAAAACUGCCAGUAUCAAAAUGCCAUUAUACAAAUCUAUGAUGUGGCUGCAUUUGGAAUACUGUGCACAGUUCUCUAGACCAUUUACAGUGUGAGAAACUGGAAGUAGCCUGCAGUGAUGUGAGAGACAAAUGGUAUCAUGCCCCUACAGUGAGAAUCCAAUUUAGCAUAGAACUGAACCCUUCCUGGGUGGAGGAGAGGAGGAAGUCAUUUUUGUCUCAGGUGACAGCUGAGGUGUGGGUCGUGCCUGAUAUUUUUAUGCCAUAUGUAUGUCUCUCCCAGUUUGCUGUCUUUUGACAUUGAUUGCCAGAAGACCUAUUGGUACUACAUUAUGAUGAUUGAACAGCUAAUUUUGGGUGGAGUGUCUUUAUGUCUUCAAUAUGUAUCUGGGAAGUGUGGAAUGGGGAUGCCAGAGGUAGCUUGACCACAGUUGUUCAUGCAUUAGAACCUCAAGGUUGGAUUACUGCAGUGUGCUCUGGGUGGGUCUACCCUUGACAUUGGUCCAGAGGUUGCAGUCCUGGAACUGUUGAAUUACCUGCUUUUGAAAAGUAUUUUAAUGAUAGUUUCCCUUUCUCCAGGAAGACGGUCAAAGGGUAAUGAUAAUUACUGGACCUAACAUGGGUGGAAAGAGCUCUUACAUAAAGCAGGUUGCAUUGAUCACAGUCAUGGCACAAAUUGGUUCCUAUGUACCAGCUGAGGAAGCAAGAAUUGGUAUUGUGACUGGUAUAUUUACCAGGUGAGAUGUCAAAGCUUCAUGUUUUAAAGAUAAGCUUGUAAAUUAUAAUUUCACUUCAUAAGACAUUUCUUUUAAAAUAUCAUUUGUGUGUGCUGAUUGGCUCAGUGUAUAGCUUCGUUCUUGAAAAGAAGAGCAAGUUUCUAGCGCUCAAGGUCACUGGAAGAGUUUGGAAAUAUGAAGAUGGGUUAUGCUUAAAGGCUCAGAUUCCACAUUGGGCUGUGUAUCCUCUACCUACCUAGGGAACACAUUUAUUUACUUAUCAUGUCUCCUCCUUUUCAUGGCCACAUGUUUCUGUCUCCCAUUUACAUCUCAUCAUUUCAUCUGUUUUGUGGGAUGGUCCUAUUUCCCGUGAGAGUUACCUUGUGGUAGCUGGAAACUGUCACCAAAGGUUCCUAAUGACCCAGUUCAACACUCAGUUUGAUCUUUGAGCCAUUUUUAACUCACCAAUCAGGAAUGGAUUUGUGAUUAUGUGGAAAAUCAGCUUGCAGCCAACUUAAUUCAUUGUUAGAAAGAAAUUUAACAGUGACUGCUAAAGUGAUGUACUUGACACAACUGCCACCUCAUCAGAUUCCAGGAUGUUUUAAUUACAUGAUAUUUCUGUCUGUAAUGAUCUUAAGGAGUAUGCAGGUUCUCUCAUGACCAGUGUGCUAAGCAAUUCAGAUCUGCUUUUCCCUGCUGCAUGAUGCAGCAAUUUGCUUUGAAACUAGGAUUUCCUUAAAUGCUGUUUGUUUUCAGAGUUUCAGUUUAUGAAGUUGCUCGUGAUUAUCGCUGAAAAUUCAUAUUAAUAAUUUAGGGUUAUAGCAAGUAAUCAUUUACCCCCUUUGUGCUUUGAUGUGUCCGUUGAGUGUAUUUUCUUGUACAGGCUAUCUAAUCUAAAUGUAGAAGUCAAUUAAACAAUGCUGCCCCUGUUGCACAUCAUCUAAUAGGAUCAAAAACAUUCUGGCAGCAGUGAUAUACCUCUUUUGUAACUUUAAUAAAAAAGAAGCAUAUUUUUAAUGUCUGAUAGGUGCAGACAAAAAAUCUGAAAGAUGUGUUUGGUUUUUUAAAUUGUCUAUUGAAUUUAAAGUUUGAUAAUUGUACAAAAUGCUUUAUUCUCUGGAAUGUGAUUUAGUUGGCUCAGGAGUUAUUGAAUUGUUUCCAGAUAGAAUUUGCUCUGUGCAGAUGAGUCUCUUAUCAACACUUGAAAUAAGUAAUUAAAUUGGAUCUCUGCACAAUUUGCAAUUUGCAACUGUAUUGCUGCAUGUGUAAUAGUGGGGAGAGAUGAAAAAUUAUAAUAAUUUGGGUGACAAGGGACCUCAUCUGCUACAUGUAUUACUAAUAAUUGACUAGAGACCUGGAAGAACAACCAUAAUCUAGGAAAACAUACAAUAUUGUAUCACUAAUAAUUGACUAGAGACCUGGAAGAACAACCAUAAUCUAGGAAAACAUACAAUAUUUUGGAGUAAAUUCAUACUAGAAAAUACCUUUUUUACUUCUUUGGAAUUAACUGAAAGGAAAACUAUGAAGUACUAACAAAUUGGUUGUCGUUGAGUAGCAUACUAACUGAAGACAUGCCUGGAAUUUGCUGGGGAUUGACUUCCAGUGCCUUGUGGUGGUGGCAAAUUGGUUUUGUCUUAGCAGCAGUGAACUAACACAUACAUCAUUCCUGAAGUACCUUUGCCAGCAAAGUUAUUUUCAAGUGCCCAAUUAUUAUUUUUUAAUGCUUUUAAACACAGAGCAAGUAAUAAGAGUAUAUUAGCGGAUGGCUUAAUAGUUUACUUUUUACAUUUUUGAUGAGGAUUAAAUGUAUUUAUUCUAAGUAAUAUUGUACCUCGGUGCUAUAUACAAUAGAUGCCAAAAGCAAGUUCAUUUCUUAUCUAAUGGUUUUUGUGUAUCAUUUGGACCACUUAUCACUGUUGGACCAGAGUAGAAUUGUUAUUUAUCAUGGACAAAAGAGAUUUGUUUUUACAGCUGCUCCUGAAAAUAGCUAAAAGAUAAAGGCCACUUCUGCUAAGGAAGUCCUGGGAAAAAAGUUUCCAUGAAUGUAAUUAGUUUAACAAAUGGUUAGGGUGCAACACAUACGGCAGUAUACAUCUGCAUUGUUGUCUAGAUGUUCAUGUAAUUUCCAGUGAAGUAUCAAGCAUAACUAAAUAUUUUAAACCUUCAGUACGAAAAGUUUGUCAAAACGUAUCCUGGCUCAAAAAAGUAUUUAUUUAACAAAAUUUAUAUGAUUGUAAGAAAACAUUCAGGCAGUUUGCAGAAAUAUAAAACAAAAUAUUAAAAUUAAUUGCAGGAAGAGAGCAUACAUCUUGUUUUCUUGCAAUAAAUAUUUGAAGACCAUGGGAUGAUAUUCAACUAAGUUUUACUCAGAGUAGACCCACUGAAAUUAAUAAACACUUUUAUAUUUUGGAGUUCUUUCUUGUGUACUUCAGUAACCAGAUAAUAUUCUUAUGUACAGCAGAUGCAGCAAAAUUACGUAAAAGAAGUUCAGAUGAUUUUUACUCAUCCUUUAUGCAUUUUUUAUUUUAAAAACUGAAUAGUGUGUGCUUCCUGGUUUUCUAAUUUGUAUUAUUUUCUAAUAAUACUGAACAAUUUUGUUUUAUUUUGCAGAAUGGGUGCCACAGACAACAUAUUCAAAGGUCAAAGCACAUUUAUGGAAGAACUGACAGAAACAGCUGAUAUAAUUACUAAAGCAACUUCCAAUUCACUAGUAAUUUUAGAUGAACUUGGGAGAGGAACUAGCACACAUGAUGGAAUUGCAAUUGCUUAUGCUACCCUGGAAUACUUUAUUAGAGAUGUAAGUGCAUUAUCUGUCCCUUUGAAUGAUCUAAGUCAGAGCUUUUCAAACUGUGUGUCGUGACAAGUUAGUGUGAAGUGCGAACGCUCCCCAUGAUCCCCUGGGGCUGGAAAGGCGUUAGUUUAACCUCUGGUUUGCUAGUAAAACUGAAUUACUGUGUUGCAAAAUGAUGCAUGUCUAAAAAGUGUGUCACCAACAUUAAGUCUGGAAGGCUUUAAGUUUUGAAAAUGAGUUGUCCCCAGAUGAUUAUCUCAGUGCACCUCCCCUUGAAACAGAUUCCAUGGAACUGGUCCAGGAUAUAAUUAUCAGCAGUAACAAAAGCCACAGAGGAUUGAGAAGGAGCAGGGUUCACACCUUGUCCCAUUCUUGAUAAAGACCAUCUGUCAAGACAGCUAAGGUUGAUUCAGUCAAAUGACUAGGACUGAACCCAGUUCCCUCUUCCCCUCCCUCACCUUCUCUAAAUAGGAAGUAUGCAUAUUUUAAAGCCUUAAUAUAUUUUAUUUCUCUAGGUUGGUUCAUUGACGCUGUUUGUCACCCAUUAUCCUCCAGUGUGUGAAUUAGAAAGGGCCUACCUGAGACAAGUUGGGAAUUACCAUAUGGCUUUUUUGGUGAAUGAAGAUGAUCGUGAACAAGAAAGGGGUAUGAUAUCAAAUUUACAUACAUAUACAUACAUAUAUAUAAAAAUAUGAAUGAAUAUACAUUUCACAUAUCACACCUUUCUUCCAAGGAGCUCAAGGUGGCAUACUACUUACCAUUUUAUCCUUACCACAACCAUGUGGGGUUGGUUAAGCUGUGAAAGGUCACCCAGCGAAUGUGACUAAAACGAUUGAAAAGCUAGCGCAGUAUAGUGGUUGACUUGAAGUAUGAUUUCCAGGUUUUUGAGAUGAAUAAAAUAUAAAUCAUACUGAACUCAAUUAUGACAUCUUCAUACAAAUGUAUGUUUUUGUUUUUUGUUUUCCUAGGAUCUGAAGGAGAAGAAAAUCCUGAAUUUGUCACUUUCCUUUAUCAAAUAACAAGAGAAGUUGCCACAAAGAGUUAUGGGCUAAACGUUGCUAAACUAGCAGAUGUUCCUGAUGAAAUUCUUAAAAAGGCAGCUCGCAAAUCAAAAGAACUAGAGAGAUUAGAGAAUAUGAAAAGGUUAGAGAAUGGAUUGAUUGACAUCUUAGUAAUAAAACUUUCACAUAUAUCAUCUGGGAGAGCCUUUCUGAGCAGCCAUAAAAAGUAGAUUUAAAAGAUUUUCAAGAAGUGCCUAAAUGCUUAAUUACAUUAACGUCAUUACAACCUACAGUCUAAGGAACUAAACAUGAAUUCUAUUAAUGAAAAAAACUUCUUUAGGGAACUGUAUGUUUUUUUUAACAAUUGUGAUGACUACUCAUUAUUUAUAAUGGCCUGAUGUAGCAAAAAUGACCUGAUACAACCAAAACCAGUCACGGCAUGGCUCAGGGUCCAUCCUAGCCAUGUCAACAGAGUGCUAACGUCACUUCUUCAACCCAUUAGCACAUGUCUCAAACAGCUAUAGGGGUGUAAUAUGGAAGUCUCGCUUUAAAUAUAACAUUUAUAUUUUGGAUUGAGGAUUCAGAAAUGUAAGUGAAAUAGUUCUGGGACUGAGGACUCUUCCAGAUGGACUCCUGUUCAUUAAACAGUGAUGUGGUAUCACCUCCCUGUAAAUGUUUGCAAACAAUCAGGGUGUGUGCUCCUAGAAGACUUCUAAAAAGUAAUGAAAAAUAAAUUACCAGUGCAUCUUUAAAAAGGUCCCAACAAGUACUGUUCAUUACUGCUUUAAAGGGCUAGGGCAAGACGGAACUGUUAAACACAUGCUUCAUUCAUUCUUUCAUACAUUUUAAACACUAUUUAAAUUUGGUCAAUGCUUUCUUGACACCCUAAGUAACUUGAUAGUUUGGUAAUAAUUCACUAUAAAAAAAGAUUAAACUGUUUACCAUUUGCAAACUUGAAAGGGGAAGAAAAUUUAGAAUCACAAUUUUUAUGGCCCUAAUGCAGGUGUUGCCAUUUGGGUGCUUAUGGGCACAUAUGUGCUCCCACAAAUGGCCUUCCUGAUUGGCCACAUGGCCCCCUUUUUUUGCUGAAAUUAGACUUAAAAGAAGCAUUGUUUCUGGCCAGUAGAAUGGGUUGCAGUGUGUGCUUGGUUGUGGGCCAACAGCAAUUCAGUUUGCAAAUGUGUCCAUGCAUCCAAAAAUAUUGGCGUCUCCUGCCCUAAUGUUUUCAAAAAUUUGCUUUUGUCUUCUGAAUAACCCCAGGGUAGUAUAUUGCACUUUUUAUUGUAGGAAUUAGAUAUUAAUUCUAGUAUCUUCUGUGUGAAAAUUCACACAAUAGUAGGAAGUGAGGUUAAAAUAAAUAUUUCUCCAGUGUGUGGGAUUCCUCAUUGGCACACAUGUAUGGGACAGGCUGGAUUAUGCUUUCACUUUAAGUAAUAAUACUUUCUGCAGUAAAAAAUAUAGAUAUGUGUUUUUAACAUAGCUUUCAUUUCGUUAAAGUAUUCUAGCGGAUUCCCCCCAUGUUCUUUUCUUUCCACACCACCAUUGUGACAUCAAAUGUAAAUGCAUUCAUAAUGCAUUUUGCAAAUUGGCCUUGCCUUUCUUCAUCUAAUUCUUCUUUACUGAGAUAUUUAAAUACUAAUGAACUGAUCAUUUAAUGAAGUUCUAACACUAAACUUGGUGUUUGUUUGCUUUUAGAAAAAGGCUGAUGACCUUUGUUAAAAUAUGGAAUACUACCGAUUCUGGAGAACUGCAAAGAUGGAAAAGUAUGUGCGAAACAGAUAAUGAUUUCAGCCAACUUUAA
Molecule: messenger RNA, 42022 nt
Organism: Podarcis lilfordi (Lilford's wall lizard)
Lineage: Eukaryota; Metazoa; Chordata; Lepidosauria; Squamata; Lacertidae
Source: the annotation of a GenBank genome assembly